AUGACAGGUAGUGAUACUGCAACUAACCCAUCUGAGCUUGAUUUUUUGAGACAGCGUAUCUCUGAGCUGGAGAAUUUUGAUCUUAAACGCGAGGUGGCGAAACUCAGGGAGUGUAACGAGGAACAUGGGAGUAGAAUCGAGGAGUUGGAGAAGAGUAGAGAGGAUUUUAAAUCUAGACUUGCGAGGGCUCUUCGCGCAGACUGGGAAAUAUGGGGACUAUACUUGCCUAUGCGCUGUGAAUAUAUCUCAGCCAUUCUUCAUGCUUUGCUUUAUAUCGUCAAAAGAAUAACCGAUAAAGAACUUACCUUAGCUCCUCAACUCGAAGUUGUUGGUGAAGAAAAUACUAGUUGA
Messenger RNA from Rhizophagus irregularis DAOM 181602=DAOM 197198, 351 nucleotides. The record is from RefSeq and is a predicted model, not a curated record. Lineage: Eukaryota; Fungi; Glomeromycota; Glomeromycetes; Glomerales; Glomeraceae.